Messenger RNA from Cylindrotheca closterium, 1329 nucleotides. The record is from the annotation of a GenBank genome assembly. NCBI's taxonomy places the organism in Eukaryota, Bacillariophyta, Bacillariophyceae, Bacillariales, Bacillariaceae.
AUGAAAAUGAACACUAGGGCCCAAAGUCGACUUCUCCUGUCCACCUUGCUUCUGUCUCUUCUGAUGAACAAGGCAUGUGCUUUUGUUGUACAAUCGAAGAUUCCGCGUCCUUCUUCACUUGGUUCUACGAAGACGAAUGAUGCAGAAAUCAGUAUCAACCCAGUUGUUGCAUCUGUCAAGGUCAGCAAGACGGUGGAGAUCUUCUCUCUUGUGAAGCAGAUGGAAACAGAUGGGGAAAAGGUUACCUCACUUUGUGUCGGAGAACCAGAUUUCUUGCCCCCCAAGGCUGUUUUGGAUGCAGCAACUGCUGCCAUUCUGCGUGGAGAUACCAAAUACACGGCAGUCACAGGGACUGCUGAUUUGAGGAAUGCUAUUGCUGACGAUUUAAAGCGGAGAAAGGGGCUCGAAUACAACCCUCAAACAGAAAUCGUUGUAGGGAACGGGGCAAAGCAAAGUGUCUAUCAAGGUAUCUUGGCAACCUGUGGUCCAGGAGAUGCUGCGAUUAUACCUGCCCCGUACUGGCCUUCCUACCCAGAAAUGGUUGCCUUGGUGGGGGCAGAGCCGAUUAUUGUCGAAACCACAAGGGAAAGCGGAUAUUUGAUGACCCCAAAAGCCUUACGAAAGGCACUUGAAGCAAAUCCUCAUGUCAAGCUAAUCUUCCUCUGCAGCCCAGGGAACCCAACUGGAGGGGUCUAUCGCAAAGACGAUCUUUUGGCCCUUGCAAAAGUCCUCGAUGACUACCCAAAUGUCGCUGUCCUUGCAGAUGAGAUUUACGAACGCUUGGUGUACGAAGGAGACUGCCCAUCUUUCGCUAGCAUCGAUCGAAUGUUCUCUCGAACAAUGACAGUAAACGGUUUUAGUAAGGCAUAUGCUAUGACUGGAUUGAGAUUGGGUUAUGUUGCAGCUCCGCAGCAUCUAGCCAAGGCCAUAACUACCAUUCAAUCUCAGCUCACAUCAUGCGCAGGAUCUAUUUCACAGGCUGCAGGAGUUGCUGCCUUGACGCAAGUCUCAGACGAUGAGCUUCUUGAAAAUGUCAAGAUCAUGAAGCAGAAACGCGAUUUUGUGUUGGGUGAGCUUGAAAAGAUACCUGGCGUGAGCGUUUCAGUGCCACCAAAUGGUGCAUUCUACAUAUUACCGGAUGUAUCAGGAUACUAUGAUGGAGAUGACACUGAACUAUGUCUCCAGCUUUUAAAGUCGAAAAAGCUUGCUCUGGUUCCAGGAUCUAGCUUUGGUGCACCUGGAACCAUUCGCAUCAGUUAUGCUACGAGCAUGGAAGAACUAAAAAUUGCGAUUGAAAAGCUUGCUGACUUUCUUGGUGAACAGUCCUAA